Messenger RNA from Vitrella brassicaformis, 3039 nucleotides. The record is from the annotation of a GenBank genome assembly. NCBI's taxonomy places the organism in Eukaryota, Vitrellaceae.
UGGGGCAGGGGAAAAUGUCCCUACUCGAAUAUCUUCAGAUCCAAGCAUUGCAGAAGGACAAAAGAAGCACCACGAUGACCGGUGUGAUGAGCUGCGUCAGGUGGAGUCAGCAGCAUUCCUCUACAUGCAGUCGCUGUCGAUUUCUGGUCGAAUCAAUUUUUGGGUGGAAAAAAAGAAAAGCGUUGGCCUGAUAGCCUCACACACGUACUGCACGCGAGCCCUCAUAGUCUGUCGGCACGUCACUGUCACUGCCUGACACAUAUAUGGCUGAUACACAUCCAGACACCGAACCGCAUGUUGCCCACCCCACAUCCAGCAAAUCGGACUUACUAGUAACACAGAAAAAAGACGAACUCAUCUCUGCCCGACGCACGCUUAUCAGUCGGUCAUCUGCGUGUCUGUCGGAUAGAUGAGUUGCUUGAGCAGGGCAAUGGUGGAGUCCACUUCGCCCUCGGGGAUGUCCUGCACGCUGUAUCGGUUCUUGAUAGCGCCGGGGCCGUAGCAGUGUGCCGUCUUGGUCUUGCGCGGGCCUGACACAUCGAUGGAUGGAUGGAUGGUAAGAGACACACACACACACACACAAUCACAGGAAGGAGACACACAAAUGCAAUGCGCACAGACGGGUCGUGGAUUGGAUGUGUGAAGGAUCCUCACCGUGCACUCCGAUGAAACCGUAUCCCUGUGUGUUCUGCACCGUGUCCCAGAAGUUGGCCGCCCCGCCGUACUCGUCCAUGCAGCACCAAAGCAACACCCUCCUGUGCUGGUCCUGAACAACACACACAGACACACACACACACACACACACAGACGCCAUGCGUUCGCCCCACUCCUCUCCUCUCCUGGGGAUCGCUCCCUCCCUCCUGUCACGUCAUGCAUGUGUGGUGUGUACCGACUGACUGACCAUGAACUGCUGUCCGGUGAACGUCCCCGUGCUGCUCUUCUCGGAGAGCUGCAGUGCGGCGAGCAGCAGGAUCUGCAUGCUUCUGUCCACGGCAUGGAUGGACACCCUGCUCUCACGCCCCGCCUGCGCCGCUGCCGCCACCUCAGCCAUCCCGAUCUGCAUGGUGGCACCUGCACCACCACGAUCGGCACUGGCACCAGCCGCGGCAGCCGCUGCAGCGGGUCCGGGUGAGCCGCGGCGGCGCGAUGACCGACGAGAGGCUGGGGCGAGGGCCACCGACGACGAGCGGGGAUUGGGCUCUUGCAACUCCUGGCUCAAGUUCUCGAUGCGCGCACCCAGGGCGGUCCUGACACACGCAGAGAUAGACACACACAGAGAGGAAUCAGAGUGGAUGGGCGGCAUUCACUCGUCUCUCUUGUGUGCUCCGUGUCGCUCGUUGCUGUGCUGUGCUGUGUGACAAACCUGGCCAUGCCCAGUGUCUUGCGAGCGUCGCCCUUGUGCUGGAUGGCCGCCUUCUUACACAUCAACGCCACAGCGUUCCGCGACGUGGCAGUCAUGCGAACCCCACCGCGACCCCCCGUCCGAUCCCCAAACUCACCCCCCUCCCCGUCCGCCUCCCCCUCCCCCUCCCCCUUGUUGUGCGUGUGUGUCGCCUUUACGGCCCUCCCCACCUCCGCCUCAUCCUUGAGCCGCUUGGGGCCGUCCUGGUCGCCCUCACACGCACUGGUGGAGGUGCGGCUGUUCUUGCGCUUGUUUCUGCGGCCGGCUCCGGCGGGUGGGUCGUCGGCGGACGCCAUGUGUGUGUCGGUGGGGCCGGGUGGGGGAGGGGGCGGGGCCUGUUUGUCGAUGCGGCUCUCUACGAUCUGCUGCAGCUGGGCGGAUGUGUACUCCUUGAACUCGAGAACCUGCGGGUGCACUGGGGGAAGGAGGGAGGGAGGGAGGGAGGGAGGGGAGACAAAGGGGAGAAAGGAGAGGAUGUGUCUGAAUUUGUGUCAUUUGCUGUAUUGUAUGUGUGGAUGUGAUGGUUACGGUGUGGUUCCAGUUUCCCCUUGAGCGAUCCCAGCGGGGCAUUUGAAAUGCCUGCAUCCAUCCAUCCAUCCAUCCAUCCGCAGACAGAGAGGAGAGGAGGAAGGUGCGCUAUUGUCUCGCUGGUUUGUGUGCGUUGAUAGCAUCUGCGAUGCGUGUGGCGUACCGAUGAGGAUGAGUUUGGACUUGGGUUCCGUGGCGAGGCGGAAGAGCUGCGCGUGGAGGUUGUGCUGCACCGUGCCGGAACGCAUCACCUUAUGUGUCGCGAUCCGAUCAAACUCGUCCAAUACCACUACACUGCACACACAUAUGCAACGCGGAGAAGCACGUGGACAAAGCUACCUACCUUUCUUGCCCCACCCAUACAUACCCCCCACCCACAUCCCGACCACCACGCAUCCGUACCAUGUCUUGCGUUUUGCGUGGAUGCGCUGCUUGAGUAUCUCGUACAUGGCGCUCUGGUUCUUGGCGGCCUUGAGCUGCUGCUUGGCCUUGGGGUUCAGGUCGACCUUGUCUGCCAGCUGCGCGAGUAUGGCGGUAAAUGCUCCGUCGUCCAUGGCGUUGAUGAGGCGGGGCUUGCUGCCCGUCACGCCCUCCAGCGCACGCGUCACACAGAGGGUCUUGCCGCUGCCGGGCGGCCCCCACACAUACAGACAGCCGUGGCCAUCCUGAUGAUACGCCCUGAUCAACAAAACAGAUGGAUGCAUUCGUGGGGAAUGGGGGGCAGAAGGGCAAGAAGGGCUGUGCUGCCCUCUGUGUGCUCCUUACUCUUUAAGGAAUUGCUCCAGCGUGUCCAUUUCUUGCUCUCGCGCCACUACUGCUGGUCCUCCCGGCUCGUCGCCCUCCCGGUGCAGCGCGCCGCAUGCCCUCUUGAGGGCGGCAACCUCACGCGCACUACCAGUGGCCAUCUACCUCUGCAGCCAUUGCAGAACCGAACCGUGGAAAAGGAUGCAGCAUCGCGUGUGUGCACGAGAAGGAGGGAUGAGGACACGAAUGCAUUCGAUUUGCAUAGUUGGCUUUUUCGGUGGCAGGGCUGACCUCAGAGCAUGGAGAUGGGUCUACAAUAGCGAUAGAAAGGCCUUGAUCGACAAAGGGAGCCUCACAACCCGGAA